AUGGAGACGAUUUCUAUGGACAAGUCGCUGUUCGCAAUCAUCUGCAGCCCGUUCUGUGGCAUGGCCACCCUGCUGAACAUCUUCUUUUUCUUCUGUUUGAACAUGCCUGCGGCGGGGGUGAACCUUCGCCAGCCUCUGCAGUUCUUACUGAUGGUUCAGAUCUGCAACUCCACAGUUCAGCAGUUCAUCGUCCUGAUCUCCAUCGUCCUGUCCUUUCUUUCCGCUCCGGACGGGCUGCUGGUCAUAAACGUGGCCUUGACCUUCCAGACCUACUGCUCCAACUUCGCCACGAGUGCCUGGAUCAGCAUUUUCUACUACAUGAAGAUCGUUCCACAGCACUGGGCCUUGUUCGUCUGGAUCAAGAAGAACAUUAAGGCCACAGUUUUUACUGGAUUCAUCUUCCAUCAGUUCUUGCUUCUGUCUGCGCUGACCAUGGGUGCCAUGUCCUACCUAGACCUGGCCUCGACGAGCACCAACUCAACCACCACCCAUCAGAACGCAACGGGGGUGAGCGGAGCUGUUGUUGAAAACGAGCCUCUCUUGAUUUUGGCCACCAGGGUGUUUGUGGUGUAUUUAAGUUUCCCCAUCAUCUCGCUGGUCAUUACUUGGGGAAGAACCUUCGUCUAUCUCCGGGCGCACAUCAAACGGAUGGAGGAGACCACCGGUUCAUCCUCCAGAGCUCAACAUAAGAACCAGAUGAGGGUGACCGUCAUGGGCAUGGUGCAGACCGCCUUGUUCCUCCCCAGCAGCCUGUGGGCCAUGUUUUUGGCUCUGCUGUUUGGAUCACCCCUCUAUCAAGCAGUGGACUACGACAAGCACAUCACCAUGACCUUCUCCUCCGUGUCUGGGCUAGCGAAUAUCCUCAUCAUCGCCAUGACCAUUGGGCUCGGAUUUUUCACGCCACCGGAUUGGCUUCUGAUAGUAGCCAAAUCCUUGACCUAUCAGACCUUCUGCGCCAAUUUUGCAUCAAAUGCCUGGAUUAGCAUUUUUUACUACAUGAAAAUUGUCCCGCACAAGCAUCCCAUUUCACUGUGGAUCAAGAGGAAUAUAAAGGUUUUAACGUACAGUGGGUACGUUCUGGAGCAGAUUCUACUCUCGUCUUCAAUAGCUUUGGGCAUGGUUUCGUACCUGUUGCCACCACCACAACCACCACCAGCGCAAAACCCUUCCAACUCAACAUCCGCUCGUCUAAACGGGACUAACAUAGCACCUGAAACUCUCAGCAGCUUCCUGUUCAAACAGAGCACUAAAGUGUUCCUGCUGUAUUCUGCAUUUCCCAUCUGUGCUCUGUCCAUUUCCUGGGGCAGAACCUUCAUCUACCUGCGGGGACACAUGAAGCGAAUGGAGCAGAGCACCAGCCCCUUCUCCCAGCCCCAGCAGCAGAACCAGAUGAGGGUGACCGUCAUGGGCAUAGUGCAGGCGUUGCUGUUCAUCCCCAGCAGUGUGUGGAGUCUGAUUAUAUCUAUAUUCUACUCAUCCAACGUCUACAAAAAUUUGGACGGCAACAAGCACAUCACCCUGACCAUCAGCUCCGUAUCUGGACUGGGGAAUAUCGUGUGUCUGGGAAUCUCUCAGGCUGUGUUCAGGGUCAGGGUGGCUGCAAUUCUGGACAAAAUCUGGACCAAACCGGAGCAAACCGAGCAACCUAAAACAGGACCGGAUAUUUCUGGACAUGUUGGGCAGUCUUAGACUGAUAUGAAACUGCUUUUUAUUAGGACUUCUUUUUAGGAAGUU
Molecule: messenger RNA, 1734 nt
Organism: Astyanax mexicanus (Mexican tetra)
Lineage: Eukaryota; Metazoa; Chordata; Actinopteri; Characiformes; Acestrorhamphidae
Exons: 2
Coding region: 1-1689 (562 amino acids)
Biological process (GO): sensory perception of taste; G protein-coupled receptor signaling pathway
Cellular component (GO): membrane
Molecular function (GO): G protein-coupled receptor activity
Source: RefSeq, a predicted model, not a curated record